CAACAACUACAACAACGACAUCAUCUAAUUCUUUGCCAAAAUCAUCAUCAUCAAGUUUAAAUUCUUCAGAUAAUGAGAAUGAUAUGGAAUUCCAUGUUACACCAUCAUCGUCAUCAUCGUCAUCAUCAACAACAAGUAUUAAUUCAUCAAAUGAUAGUGAACAAUUAUUAUCAGCUGAAAUUGUUACCAUUAAUAAAGCGUUGAUUGCAGCUAAAGAGGGAAAUUUAAAAUUAUUACAGUCAAUGAAAAAUGUAUUGGAAAAAUCACGUUAUAUUGAAGGAACAUUUGGUGCCAAUCUUGUACAUUAUGCAGCACGAAAUGGUGAUGUUAAUAUUCUAGAUUUUUUAAUCAUAAAAUGUGGCCUUAAUCCAUUAUUACGAUCCAAUGAUAAUAAUGGAUAUUUACCAACACAUGAAGCUGCAUUAUUGGGUAAAAUUGAAACAUUAGCAUGGCUUUUAAAGAUGACCAAUUCAUCAUUAAUGGAUCGUGAUUAUUAUGGACAUACAUAUCUUCAUUUAGCGGCAAGAAAUGGUCAUUCAUCAGUAAUCAAUUGGCUAUUAAAAGAGGCUAAAAUGUCCACAAUGGAUAUAAAUAAAAUGGGUGCAUUACCAUUACAUUAUGCAGCAGCUAAAGGAUGUUUAGAAUGUGUACGAUUAUUAAUAGAAUCACCAUGUCAGAAUCUAAGUGCAAAUGCACAAAUGGAAAACAAUGUUACACCGGUUUAUUUGGCUGCACAAGAAGGACAUCUUGAUGUUUUGAAAUAUUUAGUCCAUAUGGCCGGUAAUGGUUCAUUAUUGAUACGAGCCAAAGAUGGUAUGACACCAUUACAUGCAGCUGCACAAACGGGUGCAUUAAAUUGUCUUAAAUGGAUGAUUGAAGAACAAAAAAUUGAUCCAAAUAUUCGUGAUAAUGAUGGUGCAACAGCCAUACAUUUUGCUGCUAGUCGUGGCCAUAUUGAAAUAAUAAAAUAUCUACUCGAACAUAAUGCCUAUUUGAUUCAUGAUAAAUAUGGCAAAAGUCCAUUGAAUGAUGCUGCCGAAAAUGAACAAGUAGAAUGUUUAAAAUUAUUGAUUGAACAUCAUGCUUGUAAAUUAUAUCCAACCACAACAACAAUGAAAAUGUUACAAUCAGAUCGUAAUAAUAAAAUGACAACGAUUGCAGCUAAUUCGAUUCAUUCGGAUCAAAAUGGAUCAAACAGCAGCAGCAGCAGCAGCAGCAGCAAACUUUUGACCAAUGAUCAUCAUUGUCAUUUAUCAUCAUCAAUGUCAUGUGAAUUAUAUCCGGAUUCAAAUCAACAACUACAACAACAAUCAACAAUGGCGUCAAAACAACAACAACAACAACAACAAUUGUGUUGCCAUUCUUAUUGUGGUCGACAAAUGUUAUCAACAACCUGUCUAAAUGAUUAUGAUAAUAAUGAUGAUGAAUCUACAACUAUAGCAAAAAUAGCUACACCGACAUCAGAUUGUUGUUGUACCAAGUGUUGUAAAAUUUCGACCAAUCAUAAUAUUAUGGCAACGAAACGUAAAUCUAAAUAUAAAAUUUAUUAUCCUGAACAUAAUAAUAAUGAUGACGGUAACUGUAUCAUUGGUGGUUUGCAUCAUCAUUUGGAAUUAAAAAAUCCAUCUGUACGUUUACCGUCGUCGUCGACAAAGACUACCCAAUGUGAAUGUUUUUAUAAUGGUGGUCAAUAUGAUUAUUGUUGUUGUUGUUGCCAUUCAACGGAUAAUAAUAAUACGGAAAUGUCUCAAUAUCCAAUAUCCGCAACAUCAUCAUCAUCAUCAUCCGAUCUUUUAAUAAAUGUCCCACAUCCUCAUCAUCAUCAACAUCAUCAUCAACACCAUCAUCAUCCACAUCAUCAUCAUCAUCAUGGACAUCAUUCAUUAUUACAAUGUACAAAAUCGUCGAAGAAAAUUUUUCUUGAAAAACGGAAAUUAUGUCGAAAUAGUAAUAAACAGCAACAACAACAACAACAUCAUCAUCAUAAAAUGAAAAUCGCCGAAAUUCAUUCAAAUUCCGAUCAAAUAGAUGAUUAUACAAAUCAUGAAAUGAAUGGAAAACGAAAUCUACAGAAUUCCGGUAAUACAAGCCCUACGGAUGUUUAUAGUAGUACAAGUACCGAUGAAGGAAUCUAUCAAGAAUUGGAUGAUGAUACUGCAAGCAAUGAGGAAACGAUGAUGAUUGCAAGUGAAAGAAAAUGUAAAUAUCAAACGAUUAAACCGGAAAAGGUAACAUCUUUAUCAUCAUCAUCAUCAUCGAUUCCACCACCGCCGCCACCUCCACCACCACCAAAUUUUAUGCAAUCAUCAUCAUCAUCACCAUAUCAGCAGCAAUCAUCAUUUUCAUUGCGAAAAGCAACAAUAAAUUCGACAAACAAUACAGAUUCUGAAAAUUCUGACCAGAAUAAUUCAACAUCAUCAUCAUCAUCAAAUGUUCAUCAUCAAACACGUUAUAUUAAAAAUACGAAUGGUAAAAAAACCAUCAUGCAACAAUUAUUUAUACCGCCACAAUUUAGUUCACCACCAACAAAUAAUUCAAAUAUUAAACCAUCCGAAUAUUUGAAACGUAUUGUGGCAACAAAAUCAAUUUCAACAUCAUCAUAUGUUUCGAAUACAAAUCAUAUUCGUAAUAGUAAUAGUAAUAAUAAAUAUGAAUACAUUCAUGAUACUGGAUUUUUGCAACGAAGUGCAUCAGAAAAUCAUCUAUUGGCCAAUAUUAAUCGAAGUAAAUAUGAUUUUCUACAUCGUAUGAUGAUGAUGAUUGAUUAUGAAGCAACGAAUAAUAAGGAUGAUGAUGAUGAUGAUGAUACAUUUUCCGUUAAAAGUAAAUCAUCAAAGAAAAAUGCUGUUCCAUCUAAUCAGAUUGGUGUAAUGUCCAAGAUUGCCUUUUCUAAUGCUACAUAUUCGAUAACGAAUGAUCAAUUGAAAAACAUUAUGCUUAAAUCAACAACAAUGAAUAGUAAUAAUAAUAAUAAUAAUAGUGCUCAACGGAUUGAUGAUGAUAAUUUAGUCAAUAAUAAAAAUGAUUUGAUUCAAGAAUUAAAAGUGGCUAAAAAUCUUGAUGGUAUUAAAAAAGUGAAAGCAAAUCAUCGAAAUCUUAAUGAAGUCAAAAAUAAAAUCGCUCAAUUGGCACAAAAUUUUACGGUUGAAGAGUUUUUAAAAACAAUACCAGAAAAAGAUCCAAAAGGUAAUGAAAUCCCGCCAUGGAAACGGCAUAUGUUGGCGAAAAAAGCAGCGGAAAAAGCCAAAAAAGAGGCCGAAGAAGCAAUACGUAAAGAAUUUGAGGACAGAAAAUCUCGUUCAAUACCAGAAUGGAAAAGACAAUUGUUGAAAAAAGAAUGUAGUGUUGAUUCAUCAAUGUAUAAUCAACAAAACAAUGGCAAUUAUAUCAGAAUCAAUUCAGUAAUCCAGAUGAAUAAUCCUUAUCAUCAUCAUCAAUACAAUGGAUUAGCGAGACAACAACAACAACAACAACCACCACCAAUAAAGGAAUCAAAUUCGAAUGAUAAAUAUUCUGGACAGAAUAUUGAUAGUAAACAAUCAUCAUCAUCAUCAUCAAAUAAUAAUGAUGAUAACAUUAAUAAUAACAGCCAUCAAAAUAUUUUCAAGAUAAUAUAUAGGCUCGUUAAUGAUGUGAUGAAAACAGGUGGGUAG
Molecule: messenger RNA, 3653 nt
Organism: Dermatophagoides farinae (American house dust mite)
Lineage: Eukaryota; Metazoa; Arthropoda; Arachnida; Sarcoptiformes; Pyroglyphidae
Source: RefSeq, a predicted model, not a curated record